Molecule: messenger RNA, 1218 nt
Organism: Penicillium olsonii
Lineage: Eukaryota; Fungi; Ascomycota; Eurotiomycetes; Eurotiales; Aspergillaceae
Source: the annotation of a GenBank genome assembly
AUGCGACGGGCAAAGUCCCUGGGAAUCGACGCGUUCGCCUUGAACAUUGGCGUGGACACGAACACCAACCAGCAGCUAGAAUUGGCCUACGAAUCUGCGGGACAGCACUCGAUGAAGGUCUUUCUUUCGUUCGAUUUCAAUUGGUGGCAAAAUGACCAGGCAUUUGAGAUCGGCGAAGUGAUCGCUCGAUUCGCCACCUGGCCGGCGCAGCUGAUUGUGGACAACAAGACGUUUGCAUCGACGUUCGGAGGAGACGGACUGAAUGUAUCAGCUGCAAAGGAAGCAGCUGGGACUCCAGUUCUUUUUGUUCCCAACCUCCAGGUAGAGCUCGGUCUCGAAGCCGCCGUGGAUGGUCUCUUCAACUGGAUGGCCUGGCCCCACAACGGUAGGAACAAAGCACCCACGCCACACAACAAUGUUUCGGUUGGAGAUGGCGAUCGGGCCUAUGUCAAUGCACUUGCCGGAAGACCCUACAUAGCCCCCGUGUCCCCGUGGUUCUUUACACACUUUGGGCCCGAAGUCUCCUUCAGCAAAAACUGGGUAUUCCCUGCGGACUUGCUGUGGUAUGAACGAUGGUCCGAGAUAUUGGCUCUGCAGCCGCGCUUCGUUGAAAUUGUGAGCUGGAAUGAUUAUGGCGAGUCCCACUAUACGGGCCCAUUGCACACUCUCCACACCGACGAUGGCUCUUCGAAAUGGGUCAAUGACAUGCCCCAUGACGGAUGGUUGGAGAUGGCCAAGCCAUUCAUUGCUGCCUUCAAGGCAGGUGCACCUUCUCCGGAUAAUUACAUCACCUCUGACCAGCUGAUCUACUGGUAUCGCCCGGCGCCGCGCGGUCAGGAUUGCGACUCCACAGACACAUGUAUGGGUCCAGCGAACAACAGUAGCGGGGACUACUUCCUUGGUCGACCAGAUGGCUGGAGAUCUGUGCAGGAUUCUGUAUUCGUGGUCUCAUUGUUGCGUAGCCCAGCCACGAUCCAGAUCAAGUCGGGUGGCAGGCUCCACCGGUAUGAUGCGCCUGCAGGGGCGUUUCCACAAGAAAUGCGAAUGGUUCCUGGAGAGCAAUCCUUUUUAGUUUCCCGCGGUGGAAAGAUCAUUCUUUCCGGGGCAAGUUCAAAAUCAGUCCUCGAGAAUUGCAUUUGUGGUCUAUACAACUUCAACGCUUACGGUAACAUCUUGACCCCUCAAUCUCUGAUCACGAGCUCUGACAUCCAGUUCUAA